GAAGUUCCUCUUCACAUCAUCGAUCCGAUGGCUGAAGCGUUCGAUCCAUCGACCCAUCCCCACCGUCGUUUUAAUCCACUCACAAAUGAGUACAUCCUCGUUUCUCCUCACAGGACGAAACGUCCAUGGCUAGGCCAGACAGAGCCUCCACAGUCGUCAUCGUUGCCGGAGUAUGAUCCCGAAUGCUACCUCUGCCCGGGAAAUGACCGUGUUGGUGGUCAGAAGAACUCGGCUUACGAUUCCACCAUGGUCUUCACCAACGACUUCGCUGCUGUGCUGCCUCCUCCUGGCCCAGUUGCACCUACCGCCCCACACCCACUCUUGGCCAUGAAACCUGUCGAGGGGGGAUGUGACGUCAUCAUCUUCCAUCCUCGCCAUGACCUCACCCUCGCACGGCUAGCCCUAAACGACAUUCACAAGGUGAUCGAGGAGUGGAUCAAGGUGUACAAGGAACGCGGUACACAGGAAGGAAUAAAAUAUGUUCAAAUCUUCGAGAACAAGGGUGCGAUGAUGGGAUGUUCUAAUCCUCACCCUCAUGGUCAAGUGUGGUCCCUCACCGAGGUUCCCACAUUUCCGUCGACAGAACUCGCCUCGCUCGCCCACUUUUCUCUUAAUCCUGAAGUUGCACCGUCAGAGGCACCACGUGGUCCGAAGGGCAGACCAUGUAUGCUCUGCGAAUACAUACAUUUUGAGAUUGGUGUCUCAAGGGACAAGGGGCGCGUUGUUGCACGUAACGAGCAUUGGGUAGCUGUGGUGCCGUGGUGGGCGACGUGGCCUUUUGAGAUUAUGUUGCUGCCUCAUCAUCGUCAUGUCCCUUCCCUCGUCCAUCUCUCUACCGAGGAGAAGCUCUCAUUCGCAAGCAUUCUCUCAGCCAUCACGAGGAGAUACGACAACCUUUUUAAUUGUUCGUUCGCAUACUCCAUGGGUAUUCAUCAGCGUCCCGUACCGCCGAAAGAUGGUACCCCAAGCGAAGACGACGAAGACGAGAACGUGGCGCAUCUGCACUUGCAUUUCUAUCCCCCACUUCUGAGAAGUGCAAGCGUAAAGAAAUUCCUGGUUGGCUUCGAGCUCAUGGCCGAGUCUCAGCGAGAUCUGACGCCGGAACAGGCUGCGGAGAGGUUGCGGGCAUGCUCAGAGGUGCAUUAUCUUGAUGUUGCAUCACAGUAGAGUAAUGUUGUAAGAAUACGUGAAGAUGUACAGUAUACUACUUAUGCCCAUAGACUGC
Molecule: messenger RNA, 1225 nt
Organism: Heterobasidion irregulare TC 32-1
Lineage: Eukaryota; Fungi; Basidiomycota; Agaricomycetes; Russulales; Bondarzewiaceae
Exons: 5
Coding region: 28-1167 (379 amino acids)
Biological process (GO): beta-D-galactose catabolic process via UDP-galactose, Leloir pathway
Cellular component (GO): cytoplasm
Molecular function (GO): UDP-glucose:hexose-1-phosphate uridylyltransferase activity; zinc ion binding
Source: RefSeq, a predicted model, not a curated record